This is a messenger RNA of Cryptomeria japonica (Japanese cedar), 990 nucleotides long. RefSeq lists its product as uncharacterized. The transcript has 2 exons. The record is from RefSeq and is a predicted model, not a curated record. Lineage: Eukaryota; Viridiplantae; Streptophyta; Pinopsida; Cupressales; Cupressaceae. Bases 1 to 990 code for a protein of 329 amino acids.
AUGCAAAAGCCCAUUCCUCCACCCAAUUCACAAUCAACAUCAUCAACCGGUGGGGCGGAGAAGAGGAAGAAGGAAAAACGUCAGAGAGUAUAUGUUGUUGCCAAUACUGAAGAUAUAGACAAAGAAUUUGAUGAAACAGCGAGGGAGGUGAAAAAGACAACCACCUAUGCUAGAAUGGUGAAGAAGCCACAAUUCGGUGGAGUUAAACAAACAAAAAAGUCUAGAAUAGAACCUGAAUCAUCAGGAAAAGCCAAAGAAAGCAAGAAGCAGAAAUCUAAAAUAAAUGCAGCUCUAAAAUCCGGUAAGAUUGAAGGCACAUUUGAAAUAGUGCCCCCAUUGACUUUGAAGGAGUUAAUUGAUGAAAUUCUUAAGGAUGGGAAUCUAAAAAACGUGUCUACAUAUUAUGAAAUUUUUGAUGAUAAAGAUCAGAGGGUAGUUGAAGAAGCAAUUGGUGAAUAUAUGGAUGCUUAUAGUAAGGCAUUGAUAGAACUUGCAUCUAUGUUUCCUAAAAGCCUGUAUGACAUUUUGGAUGUGAGAAGGCAUACAACUAGUGAAGAGGAUGAGAAAAUAAAUGAAUAUGUGUUAAUGAAUCUAUCUUUUUUCAUCUCCCAAGAUGAAGUUAUCAGAUUAUUAAAUCUUGCCAAGGAUAUAUUCCAAAGCAAAAAGAGGGUGAAUAAGCUCAUUCUAGGGAAGAUAGAUGAGGUGACAAAGGAAUCUGAAACAAUUUUGAGACAUUUUUUGAUAGAUCAAAAAGUUGAUGUAAAUCCGGAAGAACCAUCUCAUGACACAUCAGUUCCAGAAGUUCACGUCAUUGUCCCUAAACAAAAGGUUCAAUCACCUGAGAAAUCCAUUCUGAAAGAAGUUGUGUCAGAGAAAGCAACUGUGGAGACAGAGAAUGUUGAAAAGGAUAAGGAGGAUGGUGAGAAAGGUGGAAAGGAUGAGAGUGCAAAGGUUGUUGAUAAGGAGAAAGGAGAGGAGAAGGCAGAUUAG